UCAUGUGACGGUUACACAGGCCUCGCCGCUACAACACAUUCUGCGCCGCCUGCAACUGACCAAAGCAACGGGGGAGGGGUGACAUGGCUACGUUGUUUUUUACGGAUUUUGCAGCGCAGUCGGACGUAAUGACGGGCUCUGGACCGUCCGCCAUGGAGACUAUUAAGCAUCCCUGAAUUUACUAUUACUGAGGCCUUAAACUGCAUGGCGGGCGUGUCCAGGGCGAGUGCGGGUACAGCGGGCAGCCAUGUGUGAAGAUAUCAAAGCCAUGGAGACAGAUAUGUGAUGAGACAGAGGGGGGGGGGGGGGCUGAGACGGACGUGGGAUUAAUUAAACUCAGCUGACCGUCCCGAAGAUCUGGAGGAAUGUAUCUGCAGGUGGGCACAGAGAUCUGGAGGAGGGCACAGAUCUGGAAGAAGGUAUCUGCAGGUGGGCACUGACGGAGGAGGGCACAGAGAUCUGGAGGAAUGUAUCUGCAGGUGGGCACAGAGAUCUGGAGGAAUGUAUCUGCAGGUGGGCACUGACGGAGGAGGCACAGAGAUCUGGAGGAAUGUAUCUGCAGGAGGGCACAGAGAUCUGGAGGAAUGUAUCUGCAGGUGGGCACAGAGAUCUGGAGGAAUGUAUCUGCAGGUGGGCACAGAUCUGGAGGAAUGUAUCUGCAGGUGGGCACAGACGGAGGAGGGCACAGAGAUCUGGAGGAAUGUAUCUGCAGGUGGGCACAGAGAUCUGGAGGAGGGCACAGAGAUCUGGAGGAAUGUAUCUGCAGGUGGGCACAGAGAUCUGGAGGAGGGCACAGAGAUCUGGAGGAAUGUAUCUGCAGGUGGGCACAGAGAUCUGGAGGAAUGUAUCUGCAGGUGGGCACAGAGAUCUGGAGGAAUGUAUCUGCAGGUGGGCACAGAGAUCUGGAGGAAUGUAUCUGCAGGUGGGCACAGAGAUCUGGAGGAAUGUAUCUGCAGGUGGGCACAGAGAUCUGGAGGAAUGUAUCUGCAGGUGGGCACAGAGAUCUGGAGGAAUGUAUCUGCAGGUGGGCACAGAGAUCUGGAGGAAUGUGUCUGCAGGUGGGCACAGAGAUCUGGAGGAAUGUAUCUGCAGGUGGGCACUGACGGAGGAGGGCACAGAGAUCUGGAGGAAUGUAUCUGCAGGUGGGCACUGACGGAGGAGGGCACAGAAAGUUAGGGAGUUAAACCCGGAUGAUGUUAUAAUGAAGGAUCAGCGCUGCCCCUGGCGGCGGCCCCGUCCAUAUCUCGCCCUCGCUGACAGCUGGCCCGGCCUGAUACAACAUGUGUCCUGCGCUGCCACAAUAAGAGCUUUGUUUCUCGUGUACACCGUGGUAUCGGCGGCGGUGCCAACUGUGUCCUCACACAGAACCAGUGCAGAGAAGCCAAGCAGCCAGGUGCCAACCUCCGCAGCGGGUAUCAUGGGUGCAUUAACCCCAAGAGCUCCAAGAUUGGCCUCUGUUUGCAGAUCAGAGGUGUUAAUCUGAUCAUCUCUGAGCUCCUAAUCCGCCGGAGAUUAUGUCAUCCGACACCCAGUAAGUGGAUCCCGUCCAACUGCCACAUGCGCUGCCGGGCAGACUGGUGCCAGCUUAAUGGCAGCGUCUCCACACCGCUUCUUACUACAGAUAUCACUGGUUAUGUCGGGAGGAUAAGCAGACUGAUCGGGCAGCGGUCACCCAUCAACCACAUGCUGCCAUGCGAUAAUGUGCGACACCGACCAGAUGCAAGUGUGGUGCACUACACGUAACAGUGCAACUGGCACCUGUGUGCACAUUUCCCCCCUAUGGGUGAGUGGCAGGUUCACGCCCCCACAUCUCCUGUAGAAUUUUCUGCCCAUUCACAUUAGAUGUCCGUCGGUAGAGGGCACCGUUAUACCGCCAUGUACGGCUGUUGCCCUCCAGAGUCUCUGGUAUAAGAUGGCGGGAGGCAGCUUCCUGACAACGUGCGGCCCCUGAACAGGAAACCACAAAGCAACAGAAAGGGCCGGGUACCUGCACAUCUGUGGGGAGGGGACGGGCGGUGCCGCCGAGAAGACUCAGAAGGGCCACAGGUACAAGCCACAAGCUAAAAUCUAUACUGGCCCAGUCCUGCAGUUUGUUACAAUGUGUCAGUGCAGGUACGGCUUCAUUCGUAUCCACACUGGAGGCCGGUCCAGUGAAAUGACAAAUCCCAAUGACCCCCAAUAUAUACAGGCUGUGUCUGGUACUGCAGCUCCCCUGGGUGGGACAACCUGUGGACAAGUCAGCAGCCAUGUUUUAUCUGGGCAUGGACAUUCUAACAUUUAUAGUGGGCCCUGUAUACUGCCGCCAUGUACUAGGACCGAACAGCCCUGCCCCGCAUACUGCCGCCAUGUACUAGGACCGAACAGCCCUGCCCCGUGUUCUGCCGCCAUGUACGUCCAGCCCUGCCCCGCAUUCUGCCGCCAUGUACGUCCAGACCUGCCCCGCGUUCUGCCGCCAUGUACUAGGACUGAACAGCCCUGCCCCGCGUACUGCCGCCAUGUACUAGGACCGAACAGCCCUGCCCCGCGUACUGCCGCCAUGUACGUCCAGACCUGCCCCGCGUACUGCCGCCAUGUACGUCCAGACCUGCCCCGCAUACUGCCGCCAUGUACGUCCAGACCUGCCCCGCAUACUGCCGCCAUGUACGUCCAGACCUGCCCUAUAUACUGCCGCCAUGUACGUCCAGACCUGCCCUGCAUACUGCCGCCAUGUACGUCCAGACCUGCCCUGCAUACUGCCGCCAUGUACGUCCAGACCUGCCCUGCAUACUGCCGCCAUGUACGUCCAGACCUGCCCUAUAUACUGCCGCCAUGUACAUCCAGACCUGCCCUAUAUACUGCCGCCAUGUACGUCCAGACCUGCCCUAUAUACUGCCGCCAUGUACGUCCAGACCUGCCCUAUAUACUGCCGCCAUGUACGUCCAGACCUGCCCUGCAUACUGCCGCCAUGUACGUCCAGACCUGCCCUGCAUACUGCCGCCAUGUACGUCCAGACCUGCCCUAUAUACUGCCGCCAUGUACGUCCAGACCUGCCCUAUAUACUGCCGCCAUGUACAUCCAGACCUGCCCUAUAUACUGCCGCCAUGUACAUCCAGACCUGCCCUGCAUACUGCCGCCAUGUACGUCCAGACCUGCCCUGCAUACUGCCGCCAUGUACGUCCAGACCUGCCCUAUAUACUGCCGCCAUGUACAUCCAGACCUGCCCUAUAUACUGCCGCCAUGUACGUCCAGACCUGCCCUGCAUACACAAUGAACUCCCUGGACAUCAUCUUCUGCUCUCCUGAUUGGUUGAUAUUCAGACUGCGUCCAUUUGAAACCAAACAGAUUUGUUCCUCCAAGAAGCGAUGUCCUCAGAGCUGAACUUCCUCCUCCCUUCCUGUCACUGAAAGGGGGGGGGGGGGAUUAGUAAAUACAUGGGGAGAGGCCGAAUACAUGAAUGCAGCAGAGUGCACUGACGUGACGAUAUAAAAUGUGGAAGUCCUGCAUGCAGCGAGGAGCAGCCGCCAUGAACCCCUCGGUCAAUCAGGGGGUGCGGGGCGCUCUCAGGGUUAAUGCAGCCGCUCGGUUCCUCUUGCACUUGACAAGCAGGAAGCAGAGGUUCUUCCUGAGCCGCACCCAGCAGCAGCCACUGCACGUCUAUAGCACGGAGCCUGAGAAUCACACAGGGGACCCCAAAAACUACAGAGAAACGUCAUGUGAGGUGGGAAGCACCACACACCGGGGUGUAGACCGCGGCCCCAGGGUGCUGCUCCUCGAUGGCCAGGGUAGAACAUCUCCCCCCCCCCCCCCGGAUCAUGGGGACCGUAAACACAGGGGUCAGAAAGCCACCGCAUCCUGAAACGUUCCGUCACCUUCCCCUGGGGGCAGAUUUACACGGCGUCUCUCCGGGUCUUAAUCCGCUCUAUAUUCUUUCGUAUAACGGGCCGCUCUCGGCGGUGGCCGCAGCCUCUUUGCUGCGAGGAUCGGGUAAUUUGGGAGCAGCGGGGAGGACGGAGCAGUAAUGGCGUCCGAUACCAAGGCGUCUGCUGAACGAUGGCGGCCGUCGGAGACGCGGGGGAAACCAAAUUCCUGAGAAAUAAAUCCAGCAGCCGCUGAGCUCUGAAUAAACUGUUUACUGCAGACGCAGAGACUCCAGGCCGCCCCGCGGGUGAUUUAUAUGGAGGUGCGCUACCGCUGUAUACACCGCGCCUGUGUCUGCUGCCCCCGAUUACAUAAACCCCCCACAUUAUACACACGAGCUGCAGACCCUGCACCAGGAGGGCGAGGCAGCGCAAAACAUCUGCUGCCAGUAAAUGUACUGCCCGCUGGGAAGAAUGACCCCCAAUGGAAGGCUAGAAAACCGUAUAACGCUCCAGCG
Molecule: messenger RNA, 4354 nt
Organism: Bufo gargarizans (Asiatic toad)
Lineage: Eukaryota; Metazoa; Chordata; Amphibia; Anura; Bufonidae
Exons: 2
Coding region: 2099-3250 (383 amino acids)
Source: RefSeq, a predicted model, not a curated record